Molecule: messenger RNA, 1439 nt
Organism: Menidia menidia (Atlantic silverside)
Lineage: Eukaryota; Metazoa; Chordata; Actinopteri; Atheriniformes; Atherinopsidae
Source: the annotation of a GenBank genome assembly
AGCCUGUUGGCAGAGCCCCCAUGUAAGUGGGUAUGGGGGGUUACACAGAGCUGGAGGGUAGAGGACUACAUGAACAGAGCAGGGGCUGGAUGAGAUGGGGGAGAAGGCCUAUAAAAACAGUUUCAGAGAGCACAGCAGCACCAAUCGCAGGUCGGACCAAGACGCCACGAUCACCAUGGAUAUUCCCAUUCAGUACCCCUGGUACCGCCGGGUCUUCCCAAACCGCUUCUCUGAGCUCUCCUUGGCAGAACCUCUCACUGACUGGCCAAUGAUGAUGCCCUUCUCCUUCCCAUUACUGUUCUCACGCCCAUCUAUGAUGCGUUGGUUCAACUGGGCUGACAACGGACACAGUGAGAUGCGCAUGGAAAAGGAUCGCCAUGUCAUCUACCUGGAUGUAAAGCAUUUCUCCCCCGAUGAGCUGUCUGUCAAUGUCAGUGAUGAGUUCAUCACAAUACACGGCAAACACGAAGACAGACAGGACGAUCAUGGCUUUGUGUCAAGAGAGUUUCUGAGGAAGUACAGGGUUCCAUCUGGGGUGCAAGGAGCUGAGAUCACCUCCAGCCUGUCAUUUGAUGGUGUGCUGACUAUCACAGCUCCUCGGUCAUCUGCUGGAACAGAGCGCGCCAUUCCAAUGACCUAUGAUGAUGGAGCCCAGAAACAAAAAAUGUAGGGCAGAGUCUGACAGCCUCUACACCAUUUUACUAACUGCAAGGGGCCAUCUGUUUUUAUAUUUAACCUGUUAUUGUUGUCUUUGCAUUACAGUACACAUAUAGAUCAGGCAAAAGCAUGUGGGCUUUAUACAGAUACAGUGAGAUGAUUUGAUAAAUCUGGCUUUUCCUUUAAAGAACAACUUCUCUCAACAGACCCACUUAUUUUCCUGUAUUUUAUUGAACAAAUUUAUAUAUAUUAAUAUGGCAUUUGUGUCUGUACCAGCUCUGCACUUUAAAGACAGCAUUCUAUUAUCUAAAGCAACCAAAAAGAUUUGAAAACCUCUUAGAUCUGCUCCUUAAGGAGGAGGAGCAAAAUUGUAGAUAAUCUUUCAAGAUUCUUGGUUUAGAUGCCGAACGUGCUUUUUCCCCCAUGUGAGAGCAACAUUGGUUUCUGUUUAUGUGAGGAAGGGUGGUGCAAGAGUGUUUACAAUAAUUUUUGAUUUGUUCAUUAAAAAAAGCCACUGAAUGACUUGGGACCAGGUUUGUGCACUGUUGCAGGAAAAGCAGAAAGUGAAUGAGACAGCGGGACAUAGUAAUGAACAGGAAACAAUGUUUUGUCACUGGGCUUCCUUUUGACUUGGUAUCCUGACCACUGAGCUGCUAAAGGUACUGUGUGUGAAUGUACGGUCUCUGAUAGUAUGUGCAUUUGUUCCUCUAGAUUCAAGAAUUUAACUUAUAAAGCAUUGGCAACAGCCCUUUGGCACGCACUAACACAGAAAAACAAUAAAU